Vombatus ursinus (common wombat) is the source of this 2624-nucleotide messenger RNA. RefSeq names its product mitogen-activated protein kinase 1 (gene MAPK1). NCBI's taxonomy places the organism in Eukaryota, Metazoa, Chordata, Mammalia, Diprotodontia, Vombatidae. The record is from RefSeq and is a predicted model, not a curated record. Gene Ontology annotation, molecular function: MAP kinase activity; ATP binding. Gene Ontology annotation, biological process: intracellular signal transduction; protein phosphorylation. Gene Ontology annotation, cellular component: nucleus; cytoplasm. Bases 1 to 1107 code for a protein of 368 amino acids. The transcript is spliced from 9 exons.
AUGGCGGCGGCGGCGGCGGCGGCGGGAGGCGGCGGCGGCGGCGGCGCGGGGCCCGAGAUGGUCCGCGGGCAGGUGUUCGACGUGGGCCCGCGCUACACCAACCUCUCCUACAUCGGCGAGGGCGCCUACGGCAUGGUGUGUUCUGCGUACGACAACGUCAACAAGGUCCGAGUGGCCAUCAAGAAAAUAAGCCCCUUUGAGCACCAGACCUACUGUCAGCGGACGCUGCGUGAGAUCAAGAUCUUACUGCGCUUCCGCCAUGAGAACAUCAUUGGCAUCAAUGACAUCAUCCGGGCCCCGGCCAUCGAGCAGAUGAAAGAUGUAUAUAUAGUACAGGACCUCAUGGAAACAGACCUUUACAAGCUCCUAAAGACGCAACACCUCAGCAAUGACCACAUCUGUUAUUUCCUUUAUCAGAUACUACGAGGUUUAAAAUACAUCCAUUCAGCCAACGUUCUGCACCGUGACCUCAAGCCUUCCAACCUGCUGCUCAACACCACCUGCGAUCUCAAGAUCUGUGACUUUGGCCUGGCUCGUGUUGCAGAUCCAGACCACGACCACACUGGCUUCCUGACCGAAUACGUGGCCACACGCUGGUACCGAGCACCUGAAAUUAUGCUGAAUUCCAAGGGUUACACCAAGUCCAUUGACAUCUGGUCCGUGGGCUGCAUCCUGGCAGAGAUGCUCUCCAACAGACCCAUUUUCCCUGGAAAACAUUACCUUGAUCAGCUGAACCACAUUCUUGGCAUUCUUGGAUCCCCAUCCCAAGAAGACUUGAAUUGCAUAAUAAACUUAAAAGCCAGGAACUAUUUGCUGUCUCUUCCUCACAAAAACAAGGUGCCAUGGAAUAGACUCUUCCCCAACGCUGACCCCAAAGCUCUGGACUUGUUGGAUAAGAUGUUGACAUUUAACCCUCACAAGAGGAUCGAGGUGGAGCAGGCGCUGGCCCAUCCCUACCUGGAGCAGUAUUAUGACCCGAGUGACGAGCCUGUAGCCGAAGCCCCGUUCAAGUUUGACAUGGAACUGGAUGACCUGCCCAAGGAGAAGCUGAAAGAACUGAUUUUUGAAGAGACUGCCCGAUUCCAACCUGGGUACCGAUCUUCUUAAACUUUUACAGGGGACCCUGACAUGCUCUGCAGGGACAUUCCUCUCCCACUUCCUUGGUCGUGUCCCUCUGGCCUGUCUCGGCUUCUCCACUUUUAACUCCUCGGAGCCGUUCCGAGGGGCGGCUUCUGGUAGUUGUGGCUUCUCUGCUUUUGAUGAAUUCUUUCAGCCUGAAGAAUCGUGAUUGACACUCCCGUGUGUGUUCCCCAUUGGUGACUUGUCCGAGGACACUGACUGCUCACCAUUCGUUUAGUCUCCUGCUCGCUUUCCGGUCUGAGAGAUGCAGCGGUUCCUUCCACUCCUGCACCGAUGCCAGACCCCUUCCCCGGGGACCCUCGAGUUGACGCGGUAGAUUCCAUUUCCCUGACUUGGCUUCAGUCACUGGCAUCUUGUUUUAUCCCGUUGUGUUGGAGAGAGAGCUAGAUUAGGACUGUUGAGGGCACUUUACGUCAGUGACACCCCCUCGUUUGCACUUCGACUUUGAACCAUGACUGUUUACCCCAAGCAGGAAUCACUGAAAUCAAUCUUAAUUAGAAGUCAGCCAACCUAGCAAGUGUGUCUUUCACCUUCAUCCCAGGGAUGCUCUUGGCUGCCAUUUUACUAGACCCAGCAUGGAUGGGGGGGGCUGAUUUCUUCAAGAGUGCAUGCCCUUUGUCCAGCUCCUAGGAAAUUGGGAUUUUGUUCCAGAGGCCAGAGCUGGCCAUCCCACAGCGUGUUUGUGCUGGUGUCCGGUGGCUCCCUGUCCCGUUUCUCGGGGCCCUUCCAAAGCUCAUGUUAUAUGCAGUAGUGAGUGUUUACAAAAUGUAUGCAAAAAGACCCUGUCCCCACCCCACCCCCACCCCCUGGGGCAGCUGACUGCCAUGGAUCACAGCCUGAGAGUUGAGUGAGUGUGGACUCCCGCCCUCGAGGAGGGAGCUGGGCAGCUCAGUGGGUCUGACCUUUCUUGGGGUAGGAGCAGAGGGAGGGGCGCCUGUGCCCCGAGCAAGGAAGUGCCGCUCUUCCUGCUCCUGUAGCAUGUCUGCCUCGCCUACUUGUUCCCAACCUACCCUCCCACCGUGCCGGGGCAAAACCCAGCACCAGAGUCCUCCGUCCUCAGUGACGGCCAGGAGCUUCCUCCCGAGGUCGUGGCCGUGGAAUCUCCCCGGUGUCCCAGCCCGUGCUGGGCCUCCUCUCUCCUCCCUCCGCUGCUCUCCUCUCCGUGGUGAGAAACCUGCCUUGUUCCAGAUAAUGACCGUGCCCUCGCAUGACUGUCACUGCUUUCUGUGCACAGACGACUGUCUUAAGCCCCAUGCCUAUCUAUGGAGACAAAAAAAAUCUCUCGUUACCUCUGAGUUGUUUUCCAACAAGUACCUUCGGAGAAAGAAUUCUGUUUUUAGCUUCUUGUUCCCCCUGCUUUCCUCUUCCUUGUUUGAUUUGGGCAGCAAUGGAGAAUGGAUUCUAUAAAAGACUGCCUGCUAAUAUGAACAGAAAUGCACUUGUAAUUCAUGGAAAUAAAUUUAAGUCUGAUAUCUUCACACUAA